Orcinus orca (killer whale) is the source of this 3437-nucleotide messenger RNA. RefSeq names its product negative elongation factor B. The transcript has 12 exons. The coding region runs from base 313 to 3306 and encodes 997 amino acids. Gene Ontology annotation, molecular function: ATP hydrolysis activity; ATP binding. Gene Ontology annotation, cellular component: endoplasmic reticulum lumen; nucleus; NELF complex. Gene Ontology annotation, biological process: negative regulation of transcription elongation by RNA polymerase II. The record is from RefSeq and is a predicted model, not a curated record. NCBI's taxonomy places the organism in Eukaryota, Metazoa, Chordata, Mammalia, Artiodactyla, Delphinidae.
GCUCCGUCUCCGCCAGGCGAGGGCCGCGGCGCAGUUGCCGGGAACCUCUCCGGGGCGGCGGCGGCGUUUCCGGGGAGCCGGUUGGCGGGCGGACCCGGCUCCUGUGCGGGGCGGAAGUGGGCGGCUGCGGUCCGAGGGGAUCCGCGCUGCGGGCGGAAUCUGGCCGAGCUGGAGGGCGCCGGGGAACGGAGCUCGGGCGGCCCCCGAGGCCCGGGCGAGCGGACAGCUGCGGGGCCUGCGGCGAGCGCGGCGGUGCCCGGGGAGCGCGGAGGAGAUGGGGCGCCGAGCCGGAUUGGGGCCGGGGCGUCGGCCAUGUUCGCGGGGCUGCAGGACCUGGGCGUGGCCAACGGCGAGGACCUGAAGGAGACGCUGACCAACUGCACCGAGCCGCUCAAAGCCAUCGAGCAGUUCCAGACAGAAAAUGGCGUGCUGCUGCCCUCCCUGCAGUCGGCCUUGCCCUUCUUGGACCUGCAUGGGACGCCCCGACUGGAAUUCCACCAGUCAGUGUUUGAUGAGCUUCGGGACAAGCUGCUGGAGCGCGUGUCAGCCAUUGCCACAGAGGGGAAGGCCGAGGAGAGGUACAAGAAACUCGAGGACCUUCUGGAGAAGAGCUUUUCUCUGGUGAAGAUGCCAUCUCUGCAGCCAGUGGUGAUGUGCGUCAUGAAACACUUGCCCAAGGUUCCUGAGAAGAAACUGAAGCUGGUGAUGGCCGACAAGGAGCUGUACCGGGCCUGCGCCGUGGAGGUGAAGCGGCAGAUCUGGCAGGACAACCAGGCGCUCUUUGGCGACGAGGUCUCCCCGCUGCUGAAACAGUACAUCGUGGAAAAGGAGAGCGCGCUCUUCAGCACGGAGCUCUCCGUCCUGCACAACUUCUUCAGCCCUUCCCCCAAGACCAGACGCCAGGGCGAGGUGGUGCAGAGGCUGACCCGGAUGGUGGGCCGCAACGUGAAGCUGUACGACAUGGUCCUGCAGUUCCUGCGCACGCUCUUCCUGCGCACCCGCAAUGUGCACUACUGCACGCUGCGCGCCGAGCUGCUCAUGUCCCUGCAUGACCUGGACGUCGGCGACAUCUGCUCCGUGGACCCCUGCCACAAGUUCACAUGGUGCCUGGACGCUUGCAUCCGAGAGCGCUUCGUGGACAGCAAGAGGGCCCGGGAGCUGCAGGGCUUCCUUGACGGAGUGAAGAAGGGGCAGGAGCAGGUCCUGGGGGACCUGUCCAUGAUCCUGUGUGAUCCCUUCGCCAUCAACACCUUGUCGCUGAGCACGGUCAGGCACCUGCAGGAGCUGGUGGGCCAGGAGCUGCUGCCCAGGGACAGCCCGGAUCUCCUCCUGCUGCUCCGGCUGCUGGCGCUGGGCCAGGGGGCAUGGGACAUGAUCGACAGCCAGGUCUUCAAGGAACCCAAGAUGGUAACAGGGAGGUGGAGCUGGUCACCAGGUUCCUGCCCACGCUCAUGUCCUUUGUGGUGGACGACCACGCCUUCAACGUGGAUCAGAAGCUCCCGGCCGAGGAGAAGGCCCCGGUCUCGUACCCAAGCACGCUGCCAGAGACUUUCACCAAGUUCCUGCAGGAGCAGCGCGUGGCCUGCGAGGUGGGGCUGUACUACGUGCUGCACAUCACCAAGCAGAGGAACAAGAACGCGCUCCUGCGCCUGCUCCCGGGUCUCGUGGAGACCUUCAGCGAUCUGGCGUUCGGGGACAUCUUCCUGCACCUGCUCACGGGCAACCUGGCGCUGUUGGCGGACGAGUUUGCCCUGGAGGACUUCUGCAGCAGCCUCUUCGACGGCUUUCUCCUCACCGCCUCCCCGAGGUGCCCGUCCUCUCGGUCCACAUCUCGGUCGGGGGCGCCGGGCACAGCUGGGGAGGGGGUGGGAGGGCGGCUCUGCAGCCGCCUGCAGCCCAGCGCGGCCUCUUCCAGGAAGGAGAAUGUGCAGCGGCACGUGCUGCGGCUCCUCCUCCACCUGCACCACCGGGUGGCCCCAUCCAAGCUGGAGGCCCUGCAGAAGGCGCUGGAGCCCACGGGCCAGGGAGGGUGACCUGCAUGCCAAGCGCCGCCCCUGCGCCAUGGACCGCGGCCAGCCCAGUCCGGAGCCCGCGGCAGCGGACCACGUCGCCCCCGGCCCGAGCGUGAUCGCGCCCGUGCGCGCCGUGGUCCGCCUGCGCCGUCGCGUGCGCCUCCUGCGCAAGCGGUGCUUCCCGCCUACGGCCGUGAGGCCGGACUCCGAGCCCCGGGCGCCGCGCGCGGACCCGGACCAGCCUCAGUUCUUCACCUUCGACGGCCCGGCGGAGCUGUCCUCGAGGCCGCCGCGAAAGAAGCGCCGGCGCAGCCGCUUGGUGCUCUACCCCGAGACGUCGCGCAAGUACCGGCCGCGCGUGGAGCGCCGGAGCCGCGCGCAGCGUUGCCUGUUGUUGCUCGUGGCCAUCGUGGGCUUCCAGGUGCUCAACGCCAUCGAGAACCUGGACGAUAACGCGCAGCGCUAUGACCUUGACGGGCUGGAGAAGGCGCUGCAGCGUGCCGUGUUCGGCCAGCCGGCGGCCGUGGAGCGCAUCGUGGCGCUGCUGCGGGACUACCUGGCCACGCACGUGCACAGCCGCCCGCUGCUCCUGGCGCUGCACGGGCCCAGCGGCGUGGGCAAGAGCCAUGUGGGCCGCCUGCUGGCGCGCCACUUCCGCGCGGUGCUCGAGGACGGCGCGCUCGUGCUGCAGUACCACGCGCGGCACCACUGCCCCGAGCCGCGCGCCGCGGAGGACUGCCGCCAGGAGCUGGCGCGGCGCGUGGCCGACGUCGUGGCGCGGGCCGAGGCGGAGGAGAAGACCCCGCUCCUGCUUCUGGACGACGUGGAGCUCCUGCCGCCGGCGCUGCUGGACGAGCUGCACGGCUUCCUGCAGCCGCAGCGCUCGCACCACUUCCACAAUGCCAUCUACGUGCUCCUCAGCGGCAAUGGCGGCGCGGAGGUCACGCGCUUCGUGCUGCAGAACGCGUCCCGCGCGCUGGCCCUGCGCGCAGACGGCGCCCACGGGGCCGCGGCGGUGGCGGCACAGGCUGAGGAGGAGCUGCGCGCCAGCCUGAGGGCGCUCCUGGUCCGCGAGCACCCGCUGUGGGAGGUCGCGACUAUCGUGCCCUUCCUGCUGCUGGACAAGGGGGACGUGGUCAACUGCUUCCGGGACGAGAUGGCCGGGGAGGGCUUCUUCCCAGAGCAGGCCCGCGCCGAGCUCCUGGCCGCGCAGCUCAGUUACUACCGCGUGGCUGGCCGGGAGUUCGCCGUCACUGGCUGCAAGCAGGUGGUGGCCACGGUGAACCUCUUGUAGCGCAGGUGCCACCGGACGCAGUGGACGCCCACUGGCACGACGGGACGUUGGUUUGACAGGGGCAUUUGGAGGGAGGGGACCCUGUGGAUUUGCCCCAGGCCUCUACGCCUCGAAUAAAUCUGUCCAUGGCC